Messenger RNA from Tilletiopsis washingtonensis, 628 nucleotides. Its product is annotated as CS-domain-containing protein. Gene Ontology annotation, biological process: protein folding. Gene Ontology annotation, cellular component: cytoplasm. Lineage: Eukaryota; Fungi; Basidiomycota; Exobasidiomycetes; Entylomatales. The transcript has 5 exons. The record is from RefSeq and is a predicted model, not a curated record. The annotation marks the transcript as partial.
CAUGGCUUCCGCACCCAAGCUCACGCCCGCCGAGUACGAUGCGCUCUCGCCCGCCGAGCGCAGCACCCACGACGCCGCCGCCGCGGCGCAGCAGGCCGCCGAGCAGGGCGCGCUGCCGUACGCCUGGACGCAGGCGCUGGACCACGUCGCCCUCUCGCUGCCCGUGCCCGCCGGCACGCGGGCGCGCGACCUCGCCGUGCGCCUGCAGCGGCGCAAGAUCAGCAUCGGGCUGAGGGGCGCGCCGCCGCUCAUCGAGGGCGAGCUGUUCAAGGAGAUCCGCGAGGACGAGAGCACGUGGUCCGUCGAGGACAACAAGCUCGUCGAGGUGCACCUCGAAAAGUCGGCGCAGGACCAGUGGUGGCCGCACGUCGUCACCUCGGCGCCCAAGAUCGACACGACCAAGCUCGUGCCCGAGAACUCGAAGCUCAGCGACCUCGACGGCGAGACGCGGGCGAUGGUGGAGAAGAUGAUGUUCGACAACCGCCAGAAGGCCAUGGGCAAGCCCACGUCCGACCAGAUGAAGCAGAACGAGGCGCUGGAGAAGUUCAAGCAGCAGCACCCCGAGAUGGACCUCAGCAACGCCUCGGUCAACUUUGGCUAGGCGCAAUGCAAGUCAUCAAAAGCAUGG